Molecule: messenger RNA, 4670 nt
Organism: Chelmon rostratus (copperband butterflyfish)
Lineage: Eukaryota; Metazoa; Chordata; Actinopteri; Chaetodontiformes; Chaetodontidae
Gene: xdh
Product: xanthine dehydrogenase
Exons: 34
Coding region: 53-4177 (1374 amino acids)
Molecular function (GO): 2 iron, 2 sulfur cluster binding; FAD binding; xanthine dehydrogenase activity
Source: RefSeq, a predicted model, not a curated record
GGAUCAUUGAAGUCAGCCAGAGACCGAGGAGAGGACGCAGAGCACCGACAGCAUGAGGGGGAUGAACGUUACCGAGACCGGGUCCGAGACCGGGUCCGGGUCUGACGAGCUCAUCUUCUUCGUUAACGGGAAGAAGAUUGUUGAGAGAAAUGCAGAUCCUGAGAUGACCCUGCUGACAUAUCUUAGGAGGAAAUUGGGUUUAACAGGAACUAAGCUGGGCUGUGCUGAGGGUGGCUGUGGAGCCUGCACUGUCAUGUUGUCCAGAUACCAAACACACACUCAACAGCUGCUUCACUUCGCCGUCAACGCCUGCCUCGCCCCCGUGUGCUCGCUACACCUGGUCGCCGUGACGACCGUGGAGGGUAUCGGCAGCGUGGCGAGAAAACUCCAUCCUGUGCAGGAGCGAAUAGCGAGGGCUCACGGCUCGCAGUGUGGCUUCUGUACUCCGGGGAUCGUCAUGUCCAUGUACGCGCUGCUGAGGAACAACGCCACACCCAAGAUGGCCGACGUGGAGGAGGCCUUCCACGGAAAUCUGUGUCGUUGCACCGGAUACAGGCCGAUACUGGAGGGAUUCAAGACUUUCACUGUGGAAGGCGGAUGCUGUGGUGGCGAGGGGCGGAAGAACGGCUGCUGUAUGGCCUCUGAGAAAAGCUCAGAGGAAGACGCUGACGAGGCCUCGCCUCUAUUUAAUGCAGCAGACUUUGCGCCCUUUGACCCCACACAGGAGGUCAUCUUCCCUCCUGAACUCAUGUCUCUCACCAAAGCUCAGAAGUCGGCCUCGCUGCGUUUCCGUGGCGACAGAGCUGUGUGGCUGCAGCCCGACAGCCUGGACGAGUUCCUGCGUCUGAAAUGGGAACAUCCAGACGCCCGAGUGGUGGUGGGAAACACUGAAGUGGGUAUUGAGGUGAAGUUUAAGAACAUGGUGUACCCCGUCAUCUUAGCUCCAGCCUUCAUUCCUGAACUGAACACAGUGACUCACACUGAGGGGGGCAUCGUGUUUGGUGCAGCGUGCACUCUCAGCCACAUGGGGGCGGUGCUGAAGCAGGCGGUGGCGACUCUUCCUCCUCAUCAGACUGAAGUCUUCCUCGCCGUCCUGGAACAGCUGCGCUGGUUUGCUGGACUGCAGAUACGCAACGUAGCGGCUGUUGGUGGAAAUAUCAUGACGGCCAGCCCAAUAUCAGACCUCAACCCUGUUUUCAUGGCAGCAGGCUGCAAACUCACACUGAUAGACAAGGAUGGCAGCCGUGUGGUUCAGAUGGACGACGCCUUCUUCACAGGUUACAGGAGGACGAUUCUGCGGCCGCAGGAAGUCCUGCUGUCCAUAGAGAUUCCAUACAGCAAGAAGACUCAGUUCGUCUCCGCCUUCAAACAGUCGCCACGCCGUGAGGAUGACAUCAGCACUGUCACUACGGCGAUGAGCGUCACCUUCACUCCUCAGACAGACAUUGUGGAGGACUUGAGGCUGAGCUACGGCGGCAUGGCGCCGACCACGGUGCUGGCGAAGAAGACCGCGAGCAGACUGCUGGGGAGGCGGUGGGGGGAGGAGCUUUUGCAGGUAGCCUGCUCCUCAUUGGCUGAGGAGAUGACCCUCGACCCCUCUGUGCCGGGCGGCAUGGUGACAUACCGGCGAACUUUGACCCUCAGCCUCUUCUACAAGUUCUACCUGACGGUGCUGCAGAAGCUCAGAGAGCAGGGUGUGAAUGUGGAGGAGGUCGGGUCAGACUGUCUGAGCGCUACAGAGAUUUACCAUCAAGAGACUCCGUCCAGUGUUCAGGUCUACCAGGUGGUGCCGAAGGAGAGGAGCCAGGAAGACAUGGUGGGUCGUCCCAUGAUGCACCUGUCCGCUCUGAAGCAGGCGACUGGCGAGGCGGUUUACUGCGACGACAUACCGCUGUAUGAGAACGAGCUCUACCUGGCGCUCGUUACCAGCACCAAAGCACACGCUAACAUCCUCUCUAUAGACACCUCAGCAGCAGAGUGUCUGCCCGGCGUCGUCUGCUGUGUGUUCGCUGAUGACAUCCCUGGCAGUAACGCAACCGGACCAAUCGAAUACGACGAGACCGUCUUUGCUCACCACCAGGUGUGUUUUUUGUUCUUGUCUGACCAAUCGGGUGACUCUGUCAGGUUCAUGACCAUGUUGAUGAUGUUUCCCUCCUGUCUGCAGGUGACCUGUGUGGGUCACAUCAUUGGCGCUGUGGUGGCCGACACUCAGCUUCACGCUCAAAGAGCCGCCAAAGCUGUCAGGAUCCAGUAUGAAGAGCUGCAGCCGAUCAUCACCAUCCAGGAAGCCAUUGCUGCCCAGUCCUUCUAUCAGCCAAUCAGAACCAUCGAGAUGGGAGACCUGGAGGCGGGAUUUAAACAGGCCGACCACAUCCUGGAGGGUGAGAUGCACAUCGGGGGUCAGGAGCAUUUCUACCUGGAGACAAACAUCACUCUGGCUGUUCCCCAAGAAGAAGAUGGAGAGAUGGAGCUCUUCGUUUCUACUCAGUCUGCCACCAAAACACAGUCUCUGGUGGCGAAGGCACUGGGCGUCCCCGCUAACAGGGUGGUGGUGCGGGUGAAGAGGAUGGGUGGAGGCUUCGGAGGGAAAGAGAGCCGGACCACCAUAUUGUCCACUGUGGUUGCCGUGGCAGCAAACAAGCUGAAGAGGCCUGUGAGGUGUAUGUUGGACAGAGACGAGGACAUGCUGAUCACUGGAGGGAGACACCCUUUCUAUGGAAAAUACAAGGUGGGUUUUCUAAACAGCGGUAAGGUCGUGGCUCUGGAUGUGUCGUACUACAGCAACACUGGGAACUCCAUGGACCUCUCUCUGUCGGUCUUGGAACGGGCCCUUUUCCACAUGGAGAACUCAUACAGCAUUGCGAAUGUACGGGGCCGCGGUUUCCUGUGCCGCACCAACCUGACGUCCAACACGGCCUUCAGGGGCUUCGGAGGGCCGCAAGGCAUGCUGGUUGCUGAGAACUGGAUUGCCGACGUGGCUCAGAUUCUGGGCAGGCCAGCCGAGGAAGUGCGUCGGUUGAACCUGUAUGUGGAAGGGGAGUCAACACCCUACAACCAGAUCCUGCAUCAGUUUACCCUGGACCGCUGCUGGGACGAGUGCCUGUCACGCUCCAGAUACCAGGAACGCCGAGCCGCCAUCGACCUCUACAACAGGAAGAACCGGUGGACCAAACGUGGCCUCGCUAUCGUCCCAACCAAGUUUGGCAUCAGCUUCACUGCCGUCUUCCUCAACCAGGCCGGAGCUCUGGUUCAUAUCUACACAGACGGAUCGGUGCUGUUGACCCACGGGGGGACAGAGAUGGGACAGGGCCUCCACACCAAGAUGAUCCAGGUUGCCAGCAGGGUUCUGGGUAUCCCCUGUUCAAAGAUCCACAUCUCAGAGACGAGCACCAACACGGUCCCCAACACCAGCGCCACCGCCGCCUCCGCCUCCUCAGACCUCAACGGAGCCGCCGUGCAGAAGGCCUGUGAGAUCCUUGUGAAACGUCUGGAACCGUAUAAGACCAAGAACCCCAAAGGAUCAUGGGAGGACUGGGUGAUAGCAGCAUAUUUCGACAGAGUAAACCUCAGUGCAAACGGCUUUUACAAGACGCCAGAUCUCGGUUAUGACUUCGACACGAACUCGGGCCGAGCGUUCAACUACUUCAGCUACGGAGUGGCCUGUUCAGAGGUGGAGAUCGACUGUCUGACCGGAGCUCACAAGAACCUGAGUACCACCAUAGUGAUGGAUGUCGGUCACAGCCUCAACCCAGCUAUCGACAUCGGACAGGUGGAGGGGGCGUUCAUGCAGGGUCUGGGUCUCUUCACCCUGGAGGAGCUUCAUUAUUCGCCCCAGGGCGUCCUCCUCACUCGGGGUCCUGGUUCUUAUAAGAUCCCGGCCUUCGGUGACAUUCCCACCCAGCUUACCGUCUCGCUGCUCCGCGAUGCACCGAAUGACAAGGCCAUCUUCGCCUCCAAGGCUGUGGGCGAGCCUCCUCUCUUUCUGGCAGCGUCAGUGUUCUUCGCCAUCAAAGAUGCCAUCAGCGCCGCCCGGGCGGAGUCGGGCAUCAGCGGCCCCUUCAGGCUGGACAGCCCCGCCUCCGCAGAGAGGAUCCGCAAUGCUUGCAGCGAUCAGUUCACCAAACUGUGUCCUCCUGCAGAACCUGGCACCUUUACCCCAUGGUCUGUGCAAGUCUAGGACAUUCAGCCAGAGAGAAAACGACCGCCGAUGGUCUCUGAAGAAUCUGCAAAUCCACAAACCCACAAAAGCAUUAUGAGCCAUUUUCUACACGCACACAGUCAUGGAUCGUUCCACACGGCCGGAUCAGGACCUUCAUAACAUGAUGCAUUGUUGGAGCUAUAGUGAGCUAUAUAUAAAUAUAUUCUAUGUUCUCAGAACACUCGAAGAACCAAAACUUAGCUGGUUUACACUCAGUGAAUAAGCUACAUGGCAUUGCAUUCAGCACUCAGGGAAUAAAAAACACGAUUCCAAUCUUACACUGUAAAAAAAAAAUGUUCCAUGAAUCAUAUGUAGAUUUACUAUCAGAAAUAUUACUGCUGUUAUUUCAGCUCAACAAUCAGAGCUUUAAUAAUUGUUUACAUUGAUUGGUGCUACACUAUAGACACAAAUAUGAUGCCAAUUAUUGGAAUUAUUGUACUGUGUGAUGGAAAUAAAACGUUUGGAAGCAUGA